AUGGCGCCCGACCGGUACGAAUCACGCCGCCAUGGCGUAUGGGGUCACUGGGUUCCUCUAGCCGUCACUCUGACCGUCGCGACGGCCGGUGUGGUCGUCUGGGCUUGGAAGCAGCGAAAGGACUCGGACGACGACGGCGACGAUCCUGGUCUCGUCUACGACAACAAUAACAACAACGGCUACGCCGGACGGAUGGACGACGACGACGACGACGACAACUACACUCGACCUCCCAAUGGCGGCUACCACCCUGCGCCUUCGGUCGGGAAUGAGAGCGUGGUCGGGGGAUCCGCACCGCCGCCCGCGCCUCUGUCCGAUGUCUCAGGUUGGGGCGCGAGGAUGUCCGGUGCUCUCCGUCGCACGCCCAGCCCGCAGCAUUUUCUCGACACGACCGGCAAGACGGUGGCCGCUGGCUUCGCGGCCGCCGGCGCGGCCGUGGGCAAGGCUCUCUCCUCCAUCCGCGAAGACGACAGGCAGUACCCGGACGGCAACCCUUGGUCCGAGGAGGCAGACGCCAAGGCCGACCGUGCCCCGCUGACCUCGCCCAGGAACCGCAAGACGGUCGCCAUUGUCGUGUCUGCCGAUUCCCUCGCCGCUUCGUCCUCUCAGGAUGCGACCGGAUACUUUGAGCAUGCUUCCAUCCUGUCUCACAUUCCUCGCCACAAUGACUUUUCCAAGAUCAAACUCUUCGUCCUCAUCUACACGCCCGAGCAGAAGGAUGCCGCCGCCACCGCCCUGGAUGCUUCGACUAGCAACCUGCCUCCUCCUUCCAUGGGAUCUUCCUACUCCAACCUCGGCAAUGAGCAGAUCCAGAGCCCUACUGAAGAGGCUAAGCAAUCAGCUCCCAACCCUCCUGCAUCCAACCCCGCCUUCGAGGCUGUCUACUCGCAAGCCCUCGCCAUUGUGGAUAAGGAGGCCAUGGUCCUGCCCUUCACCACGCCAAACGGACACGUUCACAUCCUCCGUCACCUGCAGCCUGAAGUCAUCUACCUCCAGGAGUCCAUGGCCGGCGACAACGGCAGCAUCAUCACCAACCUUCAGACCUGGCUCCGCCACGACGUCGUCCUCAUCGUCGGCGCCGAGGGUGGCGCCGGGGGUCUGGCUGACAGCGAAUCCGAGGCCGAGAAGCCGACGACCGAGAAGCCGAGCGAGGAGAAGUGGUGGCAGCGUCCUGAGAGGGUCGGUAGGGGUCGUGGGAUCGUUGUUGUGGACAGUAUGCGUGUGCACGACGACUGGGCGCGUCGCGUCCAGGGUGCUGAAUGA
This is a messenger RNA of Geosmithia morbida, 1263 nucleotides long. RefSeq lists its product as uncharacterized. Lineage: Eukaryota; Fungi; Ascomycota; Sordariomycetes; Hypocreales; Bionectriaceae. The coding region runs from base 1 to 1263 and encodes 420 amino acids. The record is from RefSeq and is a predicted model, not a curated record. The transcript has 3 exons.